AUGUCGUUGAUUGACUUCACCCUAUUUGCACCUACAAUUGCUGAAGCUACUUUAAUCGGUUCGUUUUCUGAACGGAAAGAUAUUCCAAUGUCCUUUGAACAUGGAACAUUUCAUUGUUCGGCAGAAAUUUCUGAUGGCGAUCAUGAAUAUAAAUUUCAUAUUCGACAUCAUAAUGAAGAUAUUUGGAUAGAUGUUACUGAUCCAUACGUUACUAAAUACGAUCCAACAAGAAGUACAGGCAUAAUAACUAUAAAAAAUGGAAAAAAAAUAUUAGAUGAAUAUUCAUGA
Rotaria sp. Silwood2 is the source of this 288-nucleotide messenger RNA. The record is from the annotation of a GenBank genome assembly. NCBI's taxonomy places the organism in Eukaryota, Metazoa, Rotifera, Eurotatoria, Philodinida, Philodinidae.